AUGAACCCUAACUUCGUCCGUCAUGCUUUGGCGUUACUGGUUAGGGCAGCCGAGGCAAGAAUCCCCUUCGGAGUCGAGCAACUCCACAGGAUGUGCUCUAUCAAGAGCAAUUCUUCUUUUCCGGGGUCUUUUUACCUAUCUCCUCGAAAGACUCGAAGUGUUUUCGAAGAUAUCCCGGCUCGCGAUGAUCGUUGGAAGGAGAAAUACUUCUUCUUCCGGGUUAACGCACACUCCGUCGGAUCUUUCGAUUUUGAUCGGCUGCCCACAGUUUGGGCUCCGAGAGUUGUUGUUCCGACGAACACCGGCCUAGACAAACCAUUGAUCGCUGCUUUGAAGGACGGUGAUUGCUCGUGGCCCAACUUCACAAGGGAGAGGAUCCGUCGCGCUCUCGAAACUGAUAAUCCGCAGCCUGCCGUUACUCCGGAGCCUGAAAUUGAUCCGUUGAACCUGCCGUCCAUUAAUCGUCUGGCCAACUUUCACCAGAUCCCGAUUGGUACUAGCUGUCGGGAAGUUCCGGACGCAACCUCUUCAAGCACUUCGCACCAUUCCUUGAUCCGCAGAGCAUCCAAAGGAAAAAUGACAAGGAGGCCAUCAGCUCGCGAGGCCGAAAAGGCAAGGAAGAACCGGGCUCAAGCUGGGAGCUCGGGAGCUGUUCGCACUGGUGAGAUUCGUCGCGCUGUGAGCGACGCACUUGAGCAAGCCUCUGGGGCUUACGAGACUCCGGCCACCGGUCUUCCCGCCGACCCCACAUCGAGGGCUAUCUCGCUUAGUUCGCGAGAUUCUGAGAGGACUUCACGUCCCAAGAAGCCAAGGGUGGAGGACCCAGCUCCGGACAGGAGGUCGAACUCCUCAAACGGGUCAGGUGGAUCGAUCCCGUAUGGUUGGACAUUCAACCAUACCAAAGGGUGCCCGAUCGCUGACGAUCCGGAGGGGGUAGCCUUCAUUUUCCGGUACUUCAAGCCUCCGGAUUGCGUGCUGCCCCCGGUUCGGGAUAUGGCGGAACAUGCCGCCUAUGUGAAGAUGAUGGCAGCUCACGGCCGGGCUCUCGAGGCUGUCAACGAGUAUUCUGCCAUACUCGAAGACAAAUCUUUGGCCAUGCCUACCUCCGACGAGCUCGAGGAGAUGAAAAAGACUGUGUUCGACCUCUUUUCGAAGGUCAAGAAUGCGGAAGAGAAAGAAAAGCGUCUGGAGACCCAGCUUCGGUCUGCGAAGACGGUGGCGGACUCUGCAAGCCGGCGUGCUGAUGAUCUGACCGAACAAGUUUGUGGUCUCAAGGGAGAGGUUGAUGCAAAGGUCAGGCGGCUGUUAGGGAAGCGAAGCGGGAAUUUGCCGAGAAAGAUCUGGCGAUCUUCCAUUCUCUCAAGGAUAAACGAGAAAGCUCGCCUCGAGGAGAAAAUUCCCGAGCUCACUCAGAAGCAUGCUGACGCGGAGGUGUCCGACUUCUCUCUUGCGAAGCUCGAUCUUCCGCAAAUUUCGGAGGUGUCCGUGAGGCCGAUGGAGGUUGAUCCGGUGUCGCAGGUUCCGCUUGGACUCGACCAGUUUGGAAGUAAUGCUGCUGUUGGAGGUGGAGAUGAGUUGGCGGAUGACUCAGCGAUCCCAAUGGAGAAUGAGGGCGGCGAGAAUGAGCCUAAGGAGUGA
This is a messenger RNA of Eutrema salsugineum, 1638 nucleotides long. RefSeq lists its product as uncharacterized. The coding region runs from base 1 to 1638 and encodes 545 amino acids. NCBI's taxonomy places the organism in Eukaryota, Viridiplantae, Streptophyta, Magnoliopsida, Brassicales, Brassicaceae. The transcript has 5 exons. The record is from RefSeq and is a predicted model, not a curated record.